AUGUCCACUGAAGUCCCCAUAGUCGCAACAACAACAAGCGCGCCUGUAAACAACCAAUCUACUUUGGAAAACUCACUCGCCAGUUCGAGUCAACAAAAACGUAGACAACCACGACAGAAUAGACCUAACACAGAAGGCGCACCUAAACCCCCUAGACGGCCACGACAGCCAAAAGAUGCAAAACCUUCCAAUGAAGCCAGCACGCCGUCCUCUGUUGUAGAUGGCGAACCGAAAACCAACUCUCAACCUCGAAACCCCAGAAAGAAAAAGCCCGUACAGGCUCCAGCCAAUGCUGAUGGUGCCCCUCCGCCUCCCAGAAAUCGACGAGCAGCCAACUUUGGAGCGGGACUCACAAACCCGGAUGAAAGGCAGAACCAGUCUUCUCGUGAUAAAGAGCCUGGUCAUUCAAAGAACCGGCGUCUUCCUCAAGGGGACGAUUUGACGUCGAGCCUCAUCCGCAAUUUGAGCACCCCUCCAUAUCCCGACUGCCCCAUCUGUUUCUCAUCGAUACGCCCCGAUCAAGCCAUCUGGUCAUGUUCACCUUCCAUUCCGAUCGUCACUUCCAGCGAAAACCAGGUGGCUCAGUAUUGCUGGACGUCUUUCCAUGUCAAAUGCAUUCGUUCAUGGGCCGACAAAAGCGUCAAAGAAGUUGCGGACGCUUGGAGAGCGCGAGGAGAGCCAAAUAAAGGUGGUGACUGGAGAUGUCCUGGAUGUCAGGCUAAACGAGAAGCAGUUCCCUCUGGAUAUUGGUACGUUACUGCAUCCUCUCAUCGGGAUAUAUGCUCAUCACACUUCACAGGUGCUUUUGCAAUUCCACCUCUGAGCCCAAACGUCUUCGUCUCGCAACACCCCAUUCAUGUGGGAAUUCAUGUUCUCGUAUGCGCGAAAGUGGAUGCGGCCAUCCGUGCCCCUUACAGUGCCAUCCCGGCCCUUGUCCGCCUUGUCAAGUUACCACCCGUUUGGAGUGUUAUUGUCCAAAGAAAAAUAUCCUCAGCUUCCGUUGUGGAAUAG
Messenger RNA from Psilocybe cubensis, 1011 nucleotides. RefSeq lists its product as uncharacterized. Gene Ontology annotation, molecular function: DNA-binding transcription factor activity, RNA polymerase II-specific; RNA polymerase II transcription regulatory region sequence-specific DNA binding. Gene Ontology annotation, cellular component: nucleus. NCBI's taxonomy places the organism in Eukaryota, Fungi, Basidiomycota, Agaricomycetes, Agaricales, Agrocybaceae. Gene Ontology annotation, biological process: negative regulation of transcription by RNA polymerase II. Bases 1 to 1011 code for a protein of 336 amino acids. The record is from RefSeq and is a predicted model, not a curated record. The transcript has a single exon.